AUGUCGGAGGCUUACUUUUCGGAACAUCUUCACGUCGGAGAGGAUCAAUUUUCAUGUGUUGUGGGCAAUGGUGAUUUUGGGAGUUUGCAACCAUCAUCACCAACCUCAUCAUCAACCAAUAGCAAGGCUAUUUUAGAAUUUGAAAAGAAGAAGAUUCAUGUUCGUGGUAUGAUGAUGGGAGAAGAUGAAAAGAAGUUAAAUUCGUUUGUGGUUCAUGAGUUUUAUCAUAUUGAAAUUCCGGACUCGUGUCGUGGAAAAGGAGUGGCUAUGCCUUUUGCAAAGGCUUGCUUUGAUUAUGCCAAACAACAUGGAUGGAAAGUCAAGGUGACUUGUCCUUAUUUGAGAGAAAAGUUUUUAGGACAAUAUCGAGAAAAAUACAAAGACAUAUUGUAUGAAGAUUAA
Molecule: messenger RNA, 402 nt
Organism: Naegleria fowleri
Lineage: Eukaryota; Heterolobosea; Eutetramitea; Acrasida; Naegleriidae
Exons: 1
Coding region: 1-402 (133 amino acids)
Source: RefSeq, a predicted model, not a curated record